This is a messenger RNA of Trichomonas vaginalis G3, 405 nucleotides long. RefSeq lists its product as uncharacterized. The coding region runs from base 1 to 405 and encodes 134 amino acids. The transcript has a single exon. The record is from RefSeq and is a predicted model, not a curated record. NCBI's taxonomy places the organism in Eukaryota, Parabasalia, Trichomonadida, Trichomonadidae.
AUGCCACAGAAGAGACAAAAGGAACCGAAUAGAUUUAUACCAAAUGGUUUUAACUUUCAGAUUCCAAAUAAUCAACAACCACCACCACAGCAUCAACGGAGAAGAACAUUCACCCCUGAAGAAAGAAAUUUCAAUAAUUUGAUGCGUCAACAAAAUCAAGGUUUGAGAUUUUAUCCGGGCAGUAAUGGUAUACAUAUAAGGCAUCCAAAUUUAGAUAGAAGUUAUACCGCUGAGAUUCAUAUUUUACCUAAUAAUACGAUUAAUUUUGCUGGAUUUUAUGAUCAUCAUCAGGAAAUCUGGACUCCACCAUUUGAUACCGUUUUAGAAGGAGGAACCGUUAAUGAUGCGAUUCAAUAUGUAAAUAAUGGUUUUGAUACUAUGAUUCAAAGAGGUGGGCACCCUUAA